Molecule: messenger RNA, 696 nt
Organism: Centruroides sculpturatus (bark scorpion)
Lineage: Eukaryota; Metazoa; Arthropoda; Arachnida; Scorpiones; Buthidae
Product: cytochrome P450 4V2-like
Exons: 7
Coding region: 1-696 (231 amino acids)
Molecular function (GO): iron ion binding; oxidoreductase activity, acting on paired donors, with incorporation or reduction of molecular oxygen; heme binding
Source: RefSeq, a predicted model, not a curated record
AUGGCUGGCAUUGCUCUGUUGUUAUCAGAAAAGACACUGUUAAGUGAUUCUCAAUGCAUUAACAAAUCCUUUCUGUAUAAUGGAUUUAAAGAUUGGCUUGGCGAUUCUAUUUUUAUGAGAAGUGACGAAGCUCAUAGAGAAAGGAAGAAAUUAUUGUUGCCCGCCUUUCGCCUAACAACAUUGCAUUCAUUUAUUCCAAUAAUCGAGAAGAAUGCUAGAAAAUUAGUUGACGUGCUGAUAGAAAACGAGAAAGUUUUCGUAGUACGUGUUGUCAAACUGUGCGGAUUUAACAUUUUGUAUGAUAAUAUUCUUGGUGUUAAAGAUGAUUCUACUUAUAGAGAAAGAAGUUUUUACUAUGAAAAAUUAAUAACCGCAACAUUUAAGCCAGUACUUGAUAGAUCAAUUAAUUUUCUGAUGUCGUUCGACUUCUUGUUUUAUUUGACAUUAAAAGGGAAAGAGUUUAAAUCAAACAAGGAAACUUUAAGGAAAUUUACAAAACAGAUAAUUGCUGAAAAAAUUCGACGACGUGAAGACGAAGAAAACACGACCGAAAUUAAUGGAAAUCGAAAAUCUCUGUUGGACUUUCUCUUGGAUGCUAGAGAUAAAAAUCCAGAAAUGACCAUUGAUAGCAUCUGCCAAGAGAUCGAAUUUUUUCUUGGUGCUAUACAACUUAGCAGAUUUCUUCUUAGUAUAUAA